AAAAAAAAAAAAAGAGCUUCAAAAUUUGCGGCACGUCCAAUUUGUUAAAUCUCCAAAAAUUUAACUAUUUAAGUGGGCAGCUGAGCACAGGAACUGUGUUUCCUUGGUGUCCAUGCAGAUCCGGGAGCUUGUGCAACUAAAAUAUUUUCCUUCAGUUCUUAGAAACCAGAGAGUUGACAAGGUAACAACUCCUCCAUACUAGGUCUGUGGAGUGUAAACUUAGACACCAUGUGGAAACAGAAACAGAGGAGUCUUAUGGAUUCUUCUGCUCCUCUGAUUAUACUGCUAAUGUUGCUAAUGCUGUUGCAACUUCUGGCUGUAAUGGCAAUAGCCAGAGUGGAGAAUUUUACAAGAUCAGACUUCCCAGUUGACUUUAUCUUUGGUGCCGGCAGUUCAGCAUUUCAAGUAGAGGGGGCUGCCCGUGAAGAUGGAAGGACGCCUAGCAUUUGGGAUACCUUCGUUUAUGCCAAUAAGGGGCUUUCUCAUGGAGCCUCCGGAGACAUAGCUUGUGAUCAGUAUCACAAAUACAAGGAAGAUGUUCAACACAUGGUAGACACAGGUCUGGAGGCUUACAGAUUCUCUAUUUCCUGGUCAAGACUUAUUCCUGAUGGAAGAGGCCGUGUCAACCCCAAAGGUUUAGAAUAUUACAACAAUCUUAUUAAUGAACUCCUAAUGCAUGGAAUUCAGCCACAUGUCACGCUUUUUCACUUUGAUACCCCUCAAGUUCUUGAAGAUGAAUAUGGGGGAUGGCUCAGUCGGAAGAUAGUGAACGACUUUACCGCCUAUGCUGAUGUGUGCUUCAAGGAAUUUGGAGACAGGGUUCUGUAUUGGACUACCAUAAAUGAGGGUAAUGUAUUUGCCAUGGGUGGUUAUGAUAAUGGAAUCUCACCCCCAGGGCGCUGCUCUUUUCCAUUUGGACUGAACUGCUCCAAGGGUAAUUCCAUAACUGAGCCAUAUAUUGCUGGUCACAACAUGUUGCUGGCACAUUCAUCUGCUGUGAAGCUAUACUACAAAAAGCAUAAGGCGACUCAACAUGGUUUUGUGGGACUAAACAUCUACGCUCCUUGGUUUUCUCCAUAUUCUAAUGCUACAGAAGAUAUAAUUGCAACUCAAAGAGCCAUUGAUUUUUACAUUGGUUGGUUUCUCCAUCCAAUGGUGUUUGGAGACUAUCCUGACAUCAUAAAGAAGAAUGCUGGCACAAAGAUUCCAGCGCUAACUCCACGUGAAUCUAGGCUACUUAAGGGCUCAUUCGACUUUAUAGGGCUGAACCAUUAUUUAACACUCUACGUCAAGGACAGUCCUAGCAGCCUUAAUGUGAAUAUCAGGGACAUAGUUGCUGAUAUGGGAUUAAGCACUCUGGGUAUCUGUCGCACAUGUGCUGUGAGCUUGCAUUUUGAGCCAGAAGAUGCACCAGAUAAUCAGAAUGAUGAUACAUCAUCCAGUCUAUCCGGAAUUCUGGAGUAUCUCAGGAAUGUAUAUGCCAAUUUGCCUACUUAUAUCCAUGAAAAUGGUAAAGGAACUGAGCGCAAUGGAACACUAAACGACACAUCAAGGGUGAAAUAUAUGUAUUCAUAUAUCAGGACCUUGCUUGAUGCUAUAAAAAAUGGAUCAAAUACAAAAGGGUACUUCCUCUGGUCUUUGCUAGAUGGUUUCGAGCCAAUAGGCGGCUAUACAACCAGCUUCGGCCUGUACUACGUUGAUUUGGACGACAAGCAAUUGAAAAGAUACCCAAAGCUCUCAGCACACUGGUACUCCAAUUUCCUCAAGGGAAGAACCAUCAAGCCUGAUGAGAUAAAUGAAGUUGUAAAUGAAAUCUUUGUCUCUUCGACAUCGAAAGCCUCUGAUCAGUGAUGACUAGUAAAAUCCUUGCAUCAUUUCUUCUUUUUCUGAUUCUUACUUGCACGACUUCGUCUUCCCACGCCUCCGUCUUCCCACGCCUCAUUGUCUUUGAUCAUUUUGCGCUUAUGGGGUUCUCUGUUCAAGUUAUGCACAAUGUAUUUAGUAACUGUGCACGAACUGCACCAAAGGGUAGUGCUAGGAUCUGUUUUAAGUAUGCCAGUAAAUUCUAUAUGGAUUGGAUCAUUUAUUUUGAAGCAGCUUUAUAUGACAAGGGUUUCAGUUGCACUAAAACAUGACAGGAACAUGCAAAUUUGUACAACUCAAACUGAGAGCCUGAAAGGCUAUGGUAUAUGGGUCAAUUGUCCUA
This is a messenger RNA of Coffea arabica (coffee), 2206 nucleotides long. Its product is annotated as beta-glucosidase 11. Gene Ontology annotation, biological process: carbohydrate metabolic process. Gene Ontology annotation, molecular function: beta-glucosidase activity. The record is from RefSeq and is a predicted model, not a curated record. NCBI's taxonomy places the organism in Eukaryota, Viridiplantae, Streptophyta, Magnoliopsida, Gentianales, Rubiaceae.